UUGAAUUUCGACUACUAGCGACAGCAAAAGUACUCCCAAUAAUAUUUUUAUUUUAUAAUUCUUUAACAAUGCAAUAAAAGUAUCCUGCACGUGUUUUUUAAAAGUGUCAUUUUAUAAAAUUCAAAUUAAAUAACAACACUUGCAACACUAGUUCAUUAAGAUGGCUCGCAAAAAGAAAGUAUUUAUAGAGAGUAAGGAAGAAAGAAUGAUGAUGACAAUAGCUGAGGUAAUCCAAGAAUUGCUGGUAGCACAUGACGAGCAUCGUGACGUUGAUUUAAAUAAAUUAAAAACAAGGAUUUCUUCAAGGUACGGGUUGGAAUCAUCACCAAGACUCGUUGAUAUCAUAGCAGCUGUUCCACUUGACGCUAAAAAUAAAUUACUUCCUAAGCUGAAGGCUAAACCCAUAAGAACAGCCAGUGGAAUUGCUGUCGUUGCUGUGAUGUGCAAACCCCAUAGAUGUCCACACAUAAAUUUCACUGGUAACAUCUGCGUCUAUUGUCCAGGUGGACCGGACUCAGACUUUGAAUACUCGACGCAAUCGUACACUGGAUACGAACCAACAUCUAUGAGAGCCAUACGAGCAAGAUAUGAUCCCUUUUUACAAACCCGACAUCGCGUGGAUCAACUAAAGCAACUGGGACACAGUGUCGACAAAGUCGAAUUUAUUGUCAUGGGCGGUACAUUCAUGUCUCUCCCCGACGAUUACCGCGAUUACUUCAUCAGAAAUCUCCACGACGCGCUUUCUGGGCACAUCAGUAAUAGUGUUGAUGAAGCAGUGAGAUUUUCUGAACGAAGCAAAACUAAAUGCAUCGGUAUCACUAUCGAAACACGCCCGGAUUAUUGUUUGAACAGACAUCUGUCAGAUAUGCUUCGCUACGGAUGUACGCGGUUGGAAAUUGGAGUCCAGUCAGUCUUCGAAGACGUCGCUCGUGAUACUAAUCGUGGGCAUACAGUAAAAGCAGUAUGUGAGACAUUUAAUGUUGCUAAAGAUACCGGUUACAAAGUUAUUGCUCACAUGAUGCCGGAUUUACCUAACGUUGAUAUUGAACGAGAUAUUGAACAGUUUAUUGAAUUUUUUGAGAAUCCAGCAUUUCGUGCUGAUGGUUUGAAAAUAUAUCCAACAUUGGUAAUCCGAGGCACGGGUCUCUACGAGCUAUGGAAGACUGGUCGUUACAAAAGUUACCCGCCAAGUACGUUGAUUGAUUUAAUUGCCAGGAUAUUAGCGCUGAUACCACCAUGGACUAGAGUAUAUCGUGUCCAGCGAGACAUACCCAUGCCGCUAGUAAGCUCUGGAGUUGAACAUGGAAAUUUACGUGAGCUUGCCCUGGCUCGUAUGAAAGAUUUCGGCACAGACUGCCGUGACGUGAGAACCCGAGAAGUCGGGAUCCAGGAGAUUCACAACAAAGUUCAGCCUUACGAGGUCGAGCUCAUAAGACGGGAUUACACGGCCAAUAAUGGCUGGGAGACAUUUUUGUCGUAUGAAGAUCCAACUCAAGACAUUCUCGUCGGUCUCCUGAGAUUGCGCAAGUGUGGAGCUGAUACCUAUCGCCCGGAACUCAAAGGCAACUGUUCUAUUGUACGGGAACUUCAUGUCUACGGCUCCGUAGUCCCAGUCAGCGCUCGGGACCCAACGAAAUUCCAGCACCAGGGUUUCGGAAUGCUGCUGAUGGAAGAAGCUGAGCGCAUCGCCAGAGAAGAACACGGCUCUCAUAAAAUAGCAGUAAUUUCUGGUGUCGGUACGCGUAAUUAUUACCGAAAAAUUGGAUACGAAUUAGACGGGCCGUAUAUGUCUAAAAUGCUUGUAAAUAAUUAAAUUAAAUAAUAAAAUUCACUUUAAUAAUUA
Molecule: messenger RNA, 1843 nt
Organism: Microplitis mediator
Lineage: Eukaryota; Metazoa; Arthropoda; Insecta; Hymenoptera; Braconidae
Gene: Elp3
Product: elongator complex protein 3
Exons: 6
Coding region: 161-1813 (550 amino acids)
Biological process (GO): tRNA wobble base 5-methoxycarbonylmethyl-2-thiouridinylation
Cellular component (GO): cytoplasm; elongator holoenzyme complex; nucleus
Molecular function (GO): iron-sulfur cluster binding; acyltransferase activity, transferring groups other than amino-acyl groups
Source: RefSeq, a predicted model, not a curated record